GACACCAAGGGGAACAACGGCGAGCGCGGCUACCUCAUCGUCACGAACUUGCGUCUCAUCUGGACGUCGUCCAAGUCCCCGCGGACAAACUUGAGCAUUGGCUUCAACUGCGUCUCCUCCGUGACCAUCAAGCAGGUGAACUCGAAGCUGCGGGGCAACAGCCAGGCCCUGUUCGUGAUGACGCGCUUCAACAACUCUCGCUUCGAGUUCAUUUUCACAUCCUUGGUGAAGAACAGUCCGCGGCUCUUCGUCACAGUGCAGGCGGUGUACAAGAGCUACGAGACCACCAAGCUGUACAGAGACUUGAAGCUCCGAGGAAACAUCAUUCGCGAUAAGGAGCUGGUGAUGCUCCCGCACGAACAGGUCUACGAGACGAUCGGUGGCAUAUGGAACCUUUCCUCUGACCAGGGCAACCUGGGCACCUUUAUCAUCACGAACGUUCGCACGGUGUGGUUCGCUGUGCUCGCAGAGAACUUCAACGUGUCCAUCCCUUAUCUCCAGAUGAAGAACCUCAACGUGAGGAACUCCAAGUUCGGUCAGGCACUGGUCAUCGAGACCACGGCCUCCAUUCCUGCUCCUCCCCUCGGUGGCUACAUUCUCGGCUUCCGAGCGGACCCGGUGGAGCGACUCGAGCAGGUGUAUACCCAGGUGUCCAAUCUGUGGAAGAUUUUCAGCGUGACCCCGAUAUUCGGCGUCGAGGCCGUCUCAGACGACAAGCCGGGGGACGAGAAGGAGGCGUUCGCUCCUCGGACAGAGGACGACGUCCAGAUAGUCGACGGCGAUUAUGUCGAGCCGAGCAUGCUCUACCAGCCCGAUGGGGAGAAGGAGGCUGACCGGGAGCCCGUGUACAAUGCGGAGAUAGGGUUGGCCAUGGAGAGGUCUGCCCGGCUGCAGAGCCGGGGGCAGCGCGGCGUCCCUAUGGAUCCGGACGGCGCCGACCCGUACGACGAGUGGGGCCGCUUUCACUGCAAUUUCCCUGGGUGCAUGAGGCGGACCGAGGUAGCCUACGUGACCAGCUGCUCGCACAUCUUCUGCGAACAGCACGCCAAACAGGUGUUCAAAGGAAGGGACACUUGCCCGUGCUGUCCUGAACAAUCUCGGCGUGUCGACGUUAUAUCGCUGGACUUGUCACGCAAGAACGUGGUCCGCAAAGGGCGGAUGUGCCUCGUAGGCAUGAACCCUACGGAGAUCCAGCAGGCUUGUGAGACGGCCAUGUGCUUCUGGAUGACGCAGAAGUCUUAUGAGCAUGCCGCGGCUGAGCAGCGCCAAGCCACCAAGACGGAAAAGCUGGCAUCGACGGAGAAGAGUGUCAAGAUUCAGAUGAGCACUUUGGAAGGGGACACAGAGGAAUUGAAGGCUCAGCAGCAGCACAUCCAGAAGAGUAUCGACGAGACGCGGAAGGCAAGUGGCGACAUUAUUGAACGUAAGCAACGUUUGAAGCGAGAAUUGGCAGAGACAGAGGAUAAGUACGCUCGGCUGGCCAAGCCACAUGGGGAGCCCCGCAACUAUCCUGCCUGCAUCCGGCAGCAGCCGCAGCAGCAUCAGCGACAGUCGCCCUCGCUCAUUGAUUUUGGCAAGAGCAGGCCUUCGUUUAGGGAGCCGGCGCCCAAGGAACGACUGUUUGCACCUGUGUCUCCUGCACCGGCGGCCAACGAGGCAGUCAGAGGUUCGUCAACACCGUGGCUCGCCCCGAGUGCGCGGAGGCCCAGGUCCCCGCAGAGCACGGGCGCCUUCUUAAAUGCACGGGAAUCUGGUCGAGGAGUGCCAUCCUUCACCCCAGGAUUUCUCGGUACCGGCCGGUUGACGAAGAGGAGGCUCGCAGAUUAG
Molecule: messenger RNA, 1827 nt
Organism: Prorocentrum cordatum
Lineage: Eukaryota; Dinophyceae; Prorocentrales; Prorocentraceae
Source: the annotation of a GenBank genome assembly